Messenger RNA from Pleurotus ostreatus (oyster mushroom), 2301 nucleotides. It is a transcript of the gene SUV3, whose product is annotated as RNA helicase. Bases 1 to 2301 code for a protein of 766 amino acids. Gene Ontology annotation, cellular component: mitochondrial degradosome. Lineage: Eukaryota; Fungi; Basidiomycota; Agaricomycetes; Agaricales; Pleurotaceae. Gene Ontology annotation, biological process: RNA catabolic process; mitochondrial RNA 3'-end processing. The transcript has 2 exons. The record is from RefSeq and is a predicted model, not a curated record. Gene Ontology annotation, molecular function: hydrolase activity, acting on acid anhydrides; RNA helicase activity.
AUGCAAGGCUCCCCAUCAAUUUACUUCCGUUGCCGUUCCUUAUUCCAAUUUUAUGAACGUCCUGAACGAUGGCUAAACGGAGGGCUCAAUGGCCUAAUGACAAGAAGGUUUAGAAGUGGGGGCAGCUCAGGAAGCGGCGGCGACUACUCCAAGCCAUCGACGCAUAAGUUUUCCCCUGGUCGACCGCCUCAAAGGAGGCAGCAAGCCCAAACACCACUUCAUGUUGAUGAAGUAGUCGAAUACUUCGAAAGUCGCGUCAAAUCCUGGGCUAGGUCGCCGCGCCUCCACCAACGGUUAGAUGACUUUGGCAUUCCUUCCCCCGACGCUCAGAACCUCCUUCAUGAGUUUACUCAAAGGGUGCAGCGCGGAGAGCUUUCCACGCCUGAAAUACGAGAGAAAUACUACCUGGACAGGCUAUCGAAGAAUGCGGCUGACCUACCGAUUGGCACACUCGCCGAUCGAGUAUACACAAACGUUCUGUUCUCUUGGGCAACGGACCCCGCCAAUCGACAGUUUUUGGACACCAUCAUCUCCCCUUCCACUCUCGACUCUAUUGAGAACCUUGUCACGGCAGUAGACGCGUCUUACCCCGCGGAAAACUUCCAACUUGCUCGCAGGAUGCGUCGGAAGGUAAUUAUGCACGUCGGCCCAACAAACAGCGGGAAGACAUAUAACGCGUUGCGUGCUUUAGCAGCGGCUCGAGUUGGCAUCUACGCUGGUCCACUCCGACUUCUCGCCCAUGAAAUCUGGGAACGCCUCAAUCUGGGCCAAAUUCUUCCGCUGGGAGCUGAAAAUGAACCAACAGAAGAUCUCGUAGACGAUACCAUCGAUGUUGGCGAUGGAAAACCAGCUGUGCAUAAGAACGGAGAUCCUCGAUACGCUAGGUUGUGCAAUCUCAUCACUGGAGAGGAACAGAAGUUCGUCUCGGAUCUCGCACCGUUGACCAGUGCCACGGUCGAAAUGAUCUCAUUCCAUCAAAAAUACGACGUUGCUGUGGUUGAUGAAGUGCAGAUGCUAGCUGAUGAAUACCGCGGUGGCGGCUGGACGAACGCCAUCCUAGGGAUAGCAGCGAAAGAACUGCAUCUUUGCGGAGAGGAAACGGCAGUCCCCAUCGUCGAGGCUAUGCUGAAGGGCACUGGCGAUGAAUUAAUCGUGAAUCGUUACCAGCGUCUAGCACCUCUAAGCAUCGAACCCCAUAGUCUACGCGGCGAUCUAUCGAAAAUUCGGAAAGGCGAUUGCAUGGUGACCUUCUCUCGCAAGGGUGUCUUCGGUCUCAAACGGAAGGUCGAGGAAGUCACUGGCCUGCGGUGCGCGGUCGUUUACGGCAGAUUACCCCCAGAGGUCCGGAAUUCCCAGGCAGCCCUAUUCAAUGACCAGGACAGCGGCUACGAUGUCUUGAUAGGCAGUGACGCUAUCGGCAUGGGCCUCAACUUAAAAAUCAAAAGAGUUAUCCUCGAAUCCGUGGACAAAUUCGAUGGUGUGCAGGAGCGCCCUCUUUCGCUUUCGCAGACUAAGCAGAUAGCCGGCCGUGCUGGGCGGUAUGGUGCCCAUAAGGAUGGCGACGAGAAUGUUGGCCUUGUUGCUACUGUACGGGAGCAAGACAUGCCCUUCCUCCGUCGCGCCAUCGCGGCUCCCUUCGAACCCUUGAAAGCCGCCAGGCAGAACCCCACCCUAGCAUCGUGGCAAGAGGCUGCAACCGCCCUCCCACCUGGCGCAAGCUUCCGCACGAUGAUCGAUGUACACCGCUUCUGCGCCCGCACCAAUCCUAUUUUCGAGUUCUGCGAAAUCAACAACAUCGACACCAUCUCCGAAUUCGUGGACACUUACGCCUCCGAUUUUACGACGGCGGAGAAGUUCACAAUCGUGAUGGCGCCGAUACCGUGGCGGGACAGGCGGCUCAUCGAGGUCAUCGGAGACUUCAUGACCAAGUAUCGGGAGAAGUUCCAGGUCGAUCUUGUCAGUUGCUUGGAGGAGACCAUGUAUAUCAAGGCAUUGCGAGAGACGGAGGUAAAAAUGACAGAAGGUGGGCAACCCAAGUCCAACGUUCAAGCCCUCGACGUCCUCGAGACCCUCCACAAGAUCUUGGUACUGUAUAUGUGGAUGAGUAUGCGGCAUCCUGUGGCAUGGAGCUCACACGACGACGUAAGCAAGCUCAAGGCGAGGACAGAGGUCGCCCUUGAGUGGUCCUUAGAGGGACUGACGGAGGCGCAGGAGCUGAUGGGACAUCACGUUGGACGCGAACCACGCAAAGAGAAGAUCUCGUUUUCCAAGAGACGGGACCGCAAAAUCGUGCUCCCAUGA